Glycine soja is the source of this 1464-nucleotide messenger RNA. RefSeq names its product stress protein DDR48-like. Bases 106 to 1332 code for a protein of 408 amino acids. The record is from RefSeq and is a predicted model, not a curated record. The transcript is spliced from 2 exons. Lineage: Eukaryota; Viridiplantae; Streptophyta; Magnoliopsida; Fabales; Fabaceae.
AUCUCUUAUAGACGUUUGGUAUCAGGCUAUAAAUAGGGAGAGGUUACAGAGUCAUCCAUGCAAGUCCAUAGUCAGAGAAAGUGAGGCUUUUAUUUGAUUCUAAAAAUGAGACGUGCUCUUGCUUUGCUUCCUCUUCUCUUCCUGUUUGUAGCGAUUGGGGAAUCAAGAAAAGAUGGAGGAAAAUAUUGGAAAAUGAACACGAGAGAUCAUCAGAUGCCGAAAAAAAUUAAGGCUCUCCUCAACCAAAACUUUGAGAUCCAAUCUGAAAAGAUUCUCAAAACCAAGGAACAAAUUCUUGAAGGUUCUAAACAUGAUUGCGAAAAAUCUCUCGUUAAGAAUACUCACACCACCAUAUUAGAAGAUUUUGAACCAAUAUCAAGUGUUCCAAUUUACAGAAAUGAUGACAUUUAUGCUAAGGAAGAAAAUAAAGUUGUAAAAAACUUUGAACCAAGACCUAAUGUUUCAGCUUAUGGUGACAAUGAUGUUGAUGCUAAGCCAAAGAAAAAUGUCAUCAAAGACUUUGAACCAAGACCCAAUGUUUCAGCUUAUGGUGACAAUGAUGUUGAUGCUAAGCCAAAGAAAAAUGUCAUGAAAGAUUUUGAACCAAGACCCAAUGUUUCAGCUUAUGGUGGCAAUGAUGUUGAUGCUAAGCCAAAGAAAAAUGUCAUGAAAGAUUUUGAACCAAGACCCAAUGUUUCAGCUUAUGGUGGCAAUGAUGUUGAUGCUAAGCCAAAGAAAAGUGUCACGAAAGAUUUUGAACCAAGACCCAAUGUUUCAUCUUACAAUGACAAUGACAUUGAAGCAGUGGAAGAAAAGAAAAUCAUGAAAGAUUUUGAGCCAAUACCUAAAGUUUCAACUUAUGGUGAUGAUGAUGUUAAUACAAAGGAAAAGAAAAAAGUCAUGAAAGAUUUUAAACCAAGACCUAACGUUUCAGCUUAUGGUGACAAUAAUGUUAGUGCAAAAGAAAAGAAAAAAGUCAUGAAAGAUUUUGAACCAAGACCUAACGUUUCAGCUUAUGGUGACAAUAAUGUUGGUGCAGAGAAAAAGAAAAAAAUCAUGAAAGAUUUUGAACCAAGACCUAAUGUUUCAGCUUAUGGUGGCAACAAUGUUGAUAAAGAGGCAAAAAAGAAAGUCACAAAAGAUUUUGAAUCAAGACCUAACAUUUCAGCUUAUGGUAACAAUGGUGUUGAUGCAAAGAAAAAAAAGAAAGUUGUGGAAGAUUUUAUACCAAGACCUAAUAUUUCAGCUUAUGACAAUGACAACAUUGAUGCUCAGGGAAAGCCUCCAGAGGAUUUUGAGCCUAGGCCAAAUGUCUCUACUUAUGAUGAAUAGUUUAAGUGAAUGUCAUCUCAAUCAAUAGUGUGACUUAUCAAUAAAGUUUGUGUGUUAUGCAUCAAAUGAAUAAUAUGAAAAUGGUAUGUUUACCUUUUUUUUUGGAACUAUAUAAUAUAACUAGUUGGAAUA